AUGAUCAGCGCUCGGCGAAGUAGCAUCAGCAGGCAUCCCGCCCUUAUUAUCGGCCUCGCCAUCGUGCUCUGCGGCUUCCUGGGCAGUGCUUUCGCAUUCCUGUCGUGCUCACCUUCACCGUGCAAACAUGGCGGCACGUGCGUUGGGCGACCAAACGGUUCCUACUACUGCAACUGUACGUCGCGCUACACCGGCGAUUUCUGCGAGUUUCCCAACCCGUGCCACACGGCGGCCGGUCCGCGGUGCCAGAACGGGGGCAUCUGCGAGACGACGUUCCGGGACGGCAUCCCAACGUUCGCGUGCCGGUGCCCGAUCGGCUACACCGCCAGUCUGUGCGAGAUCCCGGUGAAGAACGCGUGCGACUCGUCCCCGUGCAACAACGGGGGCAACUGUAAGCUGAAAACGCUCAACGACUACGCCUGUAUCUGCGCGAUCGGCUACUCCGGCAAACACUGCGACAAGCAGAACCUGUGCGCCUCAUCGCCGUGCCGAAACGGUGGCACCUGCACGCUGUCGCCGAACGGGCACGUUAAGUGCAUCUGCCCGAAGGGCUUCAAGGGCGUGUACUGUGCCGAGGACGUCGACGAGUGUCUGCGGAAUCCGUGCGAAAACAAUGGCAAAUGCGUCAACAUGCACGGCUCCUACCAGUGCAUGUGUGACCCAGGAUACACCGGCAAGAACUGCGAGUCGGGCUACAUUCCCUGUUCACCGUCGCCCUGCCAGAACGGUGGCACCUGCAAGCAAUCGACGAAGUACUCCUACGAAUGCAAGUGCCCACCCGGUUUCCAGGGGAAGAACUGCGAGGAAAACACCGACGACUGUCCGGGGAACAUGUGCCAGAACGGUGGGACGUGCGUGGAUGGCGUCAACGCGUACCACUGCAGCUGCCCGUCCAGCUUCACCGGCGAGUUCUGCGAGAACGACGUGGACGAGUGCGCGCUGCGGCCGUCGAUCUGCCAGAACGGUGCCACGUGUACCAACACGCACGGCAGCUACAACUGUAUCUGCGUGAACGGCUGGAACGGACCGGACUGUAGCAACAACAUCGACGACUGCGUGGACGCGGCCUGCUUCAACGGGGCCACUUGCAUCGAUGGCGUGGGCAGCUUCUACUGUCGCUGCACGCCGGGCAAGACGGGGCUGCUGUGCCAUCUGGACGAUGCCUGCACCUCGAACCCGUGCCACGCGGACGCGAUCUGCGACACCAGUCCGAUCAACGGCUCGUUUACGUGCUCGUGCGCCGUCGGCUACAAGGGCAUCGACUGCUCGGAGGACAUCGACGAGUGUGACCAAGGAUCACCGUGUGAGCACAACGGUAUCUGCGUCAACACGCCCGGAUCGUUUGCCUGUAACUGCUCGCAAGGAUUCACCGGACCGCGCUGCGAAACGAACGUCAACGAGUGCGAAUCACACCCGUGCCAGAACCAGGGCAGCUGCCUCGAUGAUCCCGGAACUUUUCGCUGCGUCUGCAUGCCAGGUUACACCGGCACGCAGUGUGAGAUCGACAUUGACGAGUGCGCGACGAACCCGUGCCUGAACGGAGGCAUCUGCCGGGACAUGGUCAACUCGUUCAAGUGCACCUGCGCGAUCGGCUUCUCGGGGCUGCGGUGCCAGGUCAACAUCGACGACUGCAUGUCGCAGCCGUGCCGGAACGGGGGCAUCUGCCAUGAUUCGAUCGCGGGCUACACGUGCGAGUGCCAGCCAGGCUACACGGGGCUGUCGUGCGAGACGAACAUCAACGACUGCCAGUCGAACCCGUGCCACCGUGGGGCCUGCAUCGACGGGGACAACUCGUUCACGUGCCUGUGCAAUCCGGGCUACACCGGGUACCUGUGCCAGAUACAGAUCAACGAGUGCGAAUCGAACCCGUGCCUGUUCGGCGGCCACUGCGAGGACCUGGUCGGGAGCUAUCUGUGCCGCUGCCAACCGGGCACAUCCGGGCCGAACUGCGAGGUGAACGUGAACGAGUGCCACAGCAACCCCUGUCGGAAUGGGGCCAAGUGCAUCGACGGCAUCAACCGGUACACGUGUCAGUGCGUGCCGGGCUACACCGGAUUCCACUGCGAAACGAACGUGAACGAGUGUGCGUCGGACCCGUGCGCCAACGGGGGCGUCUGUAUGGAUCUGGUGAACGGCUUCCGGUGCGAGUGCCCGCGCGGCUACUUUGACGCCCGCUGCCUAAGCGACGUGGACGAGUGUGCCUCGAACCCGUGCAUCAACGGGGGCCGCUGCGAGGACGGCGUGAACCAGUUCAUCUGUCACUGUCUGCCCGCGUACGGUGGCCGGCGCUGUGAGAUCGACAUCGACGAGUGUGGCUCGAACCCGUGCCAACACGGAGGCAUCUGCCGCGACGGUCUCAACUCGUACACGUGCCAGUGCAUGCCGGGCUACACCGGUCGCAACUGUGAGGUCAACAUCGACGACUGCGUAGCGAACCCGUGCCGCAACGGGGGCUCCUGCAUCGAUCUGGUCAACGGGUACAAGUGCGUUUGCCGCGGUCCAUUCACCGGCCGGGACUGCGAUUCCAAGAUGGACCCGUGUCUACCGAAUCGGUGCCGGAACGGUGCUAAGUGCUCACCGAGCCCAAACUAUCUGGACUUUGCGUGCUCGUGCACGCUCGGCUACACCGGGCGGCUGUGCGACGAGGACAUCAACGAGUGUGCCCUGUCGUCACCGUGCCGGCAUGGGGCAACCUGCCGGAACACGAACGGCUCGUACCAGUGUAUCUGCGCCAAGGGGUACGAGGGGCGCGAUUGUACGAUCAACACCGACGACUGUGCGUCGUUCCCGUGCCAGAACGGCGGCACGUGCUACGAUGGCGUCGGUGACUACACCUGCCUGUGCGUGGAGGGUUUCGAGGGGAAGCACUGCGAGGUGGACAUCAACGAGUGCCUGUCGGCGCCGUGCCAGAACGGGGCAACCUGCAAUCAGUACGUGAACUCGUACACGUGCACCUGCUCGCUCGGGUUCAGCGGUAUCAACUGCCAGACGAACGACGAAGACUGCACCGAGAGCUCGUGCAUGAACGGGGGCACCUGCAUCGAUGGGAUCAACGCGUACAACUGCUCCUGCGAGGCGGGCUACACCGGCUCGAACUGCCAGUACCGGAUCAACAAGUGUGACUCGCAGCCGUGCCAGAAUGGGGCGAGCUGCCAUGACUACGAGAACGACUACACGUGCCACUGCUCGUACGGCUACACCGGCAAGCAGUGCAUGGAUUACGUCGACUGGUGCGCGCAGGCUCCGUGCGAGAACGGCGCGACUUGCGUGCAGCAGGACAACACCUACCAGUGCCAGUGUGCGGUCGGCUGGACCGGCAAGCUGUGCGACGUCGAGAUGGUGUCGUGUAAGGAUGCGGCCACGCGGAAAGGUGUGGACGUGCGCCACCUCUGCCACAAUGGGACGUGCGAAGACUUUGGAAACUCACACCGGUGCCGGUGCAAGCAGGGCUACAGUGGUUCGUACUGCCGGCACGAGAUCAACGAGUGUGAGUCGCAACCGUGUCGGAACGGAGGCACCUGCAACAACCUGAUCGGUGCGUACCGGUGCACCUGCCGGGCCGGUUUCCAGGGGCAGAACUGUGAGCUGAACAUCGACGAGUGUAAACCGAAUCCUUGCCGCAACGGGGGCAUCUGCCACGAUCUGGUUAACGGCUACAAGUGCUCCUGCCCGCCGGGCACGAUCGGGGUGCUGUGUGAGAUCAACACGGACGACUGCACGCCGGGUGCCUGCCACAACAACGGUAGCUGCAUCGACCGGGUCGGUGGCUUCGAGUGCCGCUGUCCACCCGGGUUCGUCGGAGCGCGCUGCGAGGGCGACAUCAACGAGUGUCUGUCGAACCCGUGCUCGAACCUGGGCACGCUCGACUGUGUGCAGCUCGUGAACGAUUACCACUGCAACUGUAAGCUCGGCAACAUGGGGCGCCACUGCGAGAUGAAGGUGGACUUUUGCGCGAACAGCCCGUGCCUGAACGGGGGACUGUGCACGGCGCGUCACACCAGGCACCACUGUCUGUGCGCCGACGGGUACUACGGCAAGAGCUGCGAGUAUAACGGGCACGACUGCGACUCGAACCCGUGCAUCAACGGGCUGUGUCAGAUCGCGGACGAUGGUGGGUACCGGUGCGACUGUCCGCUCGGCACGAGCGGCAUCAACUGCGAGCUGGACAUUAUGGACGAGUGUGGCUCGGGGCCGUGCGAGAAGGGUGCCCUGUGCCAGAACAAGCUCGGUGACUUCGAGUGUCUCUGCCCGCCGAAGUGGAGCGGCAAAACGUGCAACGUGUACGACCCGCAGUACAACGGUUGGUACGACACGACGCAGCGCAAAACGGCCGGUAUCGGUGGUGGACGCGGCGGCGGCGGCGGCAUCGGCGGUGGUGACGGUGGUGGGGCACUGCCGAACAUCUACGCGAUCGACCUCGAGUACCAGCGGGCGCAGUGCGUGAAGAAGGGCUGCCGGGAGAAGCAGGGCAACCAUCGGUGCGACGAGGAGUGCAACACGUACGCGUGCGACUUCGACGGGAACGAUUGCUCGCUCGGCAUCAACCCGUGGCUGAACUGCACCGCGAGCAUCAACUGCUGGGAGGUGUUCCUGGACGGGUUCUGCAACGAGGAGUGCAACAACGCCCAGUGUCUGUUCGAUGGGCGCGACUGCGAGAAGAAGCUGCAGCCGUGCAAUCCGAUCUACGAUGCGUACUGUCAGAAGCACUACGCGAACGGGUUCUGCGACUAUGGCUGCAACAACGCCGAGUGUAACUGGGAUGGGUUGGAUUGCGAGAGCGAAAAGGAACCGGCCCAGUUGGCCGAGGGUGCCAUCUCCAUCAUCCUGCUGAUGGAUGCGGCCGCAUUCCGCGCGAACGCGAUCCAAUUUCUGCGCGACCUAGGCCACCAACUGCGUACGACGGUGCGCAUCAAGAAGAACGCGGCCGGCAUCGAGAUGAUCUACCCGUGGAAGGGUGGCACCUCGCUGCAGGGGCUCACGGACAGUGAGUUCGGCCGGAAGCACCACGUCGUGUACACGGAGACGCGCCAGAUCGGCAUCCAGGUGUACCUGGAGCUGGACAACCGCAAGUGUAUCGGGGCGAGUGGGGCCGAGUGCUUCGGCACGGCGAACGAGGCGGCCGAGUUUCUGGCGGCGACCGCUUCCAAGCACUCGCUCUCGAAGCAGUUCCCAAUCUACCAGGUGAAGGGCGUCAACCCGGAUGACGACGGGGUGCCGGGUGCGACGAACGUGAACUACGUGCUGGUCGGGUUCUUCGGUCUGCUCGGGUUGGCCUGCUGCACGGUGCUGGUGGUGAACCGGAAGCGUGCCCAUGGGAUCACCUGGUUCCCGGAGGGUUUCUUCACGGCGAACACGAACGUGCGGCGGCCUUCAAGGCGCCGCCCCGAUGGCCAGGAGAUGCGCAACCUCAACAAGAACCCCUCGGUGGUGGACAUGGUAGCGAAUGGUGGAGGGCACGGUGGCGGCCCGUGUGGUGGCAUGAUGGGAGGCGGUGGCCAUUCGCAGCAGUGGUGCAACAGCGACGACGAGUCGGAGAUGCCGCAGCGGAAGCGGAUGCGUGCCAUCGAUCAGGGUUACUCGAGCGACCACACGGCCAUCACGGACUACGAGGAGACGGAGCCGCGCGUCUGGGCCCAGCAGCACUUCGAGGCGGCCGAUAUCCGCGAUCACCCGGCCAUGAUGACGCCUCCGACGCACCACGACGGUGACGUGCGGGACGUGGACGUACGCGGCCCCUGCGGCAUGACCCCGCUGAUGGUGGCGGCCGUUCGCGGCGGUGGUGGGCUCGAUUCCGGCGAGGACAUCGAUUCGACGGACGAUUCAGCGGCCCAGAUCAUCUCGGAGCUGGUGGCGCAGGGCGCCGAACUGAAUGCGACGAUGGACAAGACGGGCGAAACGUCACUGCACCUGGCGGCACGGUACGCACGGGCCGACGCAGCCAAGCGGCUGUUGAACGCUGGGGCCGAUGCGAACAGUCAGGAUAACACGGGCCGCACCCCGUUACACGCGGCAGUGGCUGCGGAUGCGAUGGGUGUGUUCCAGAUACUGCUGCGUAACCGGGCGACGAAUCUGAACGCUCGUAUGCACGACGGUACGACGCCGCUCAUCCUGGUGGCACGCCUCGCGAUCGAGCGUAUGGUGGAGGAUCUGAUCACGGCCGAUGCGGACAUUAAUGCGGCGGACAACAGUGGUAAGACGGCGCUGCAUUGGGCGGCGGCCGUCAACAACGUGGACGCCGUGAACAUCUUGCUAACACACGGGGCCAACCGGGACGCGCAGGACGAUAAGGACGAGACGCCACUGUUCUUGGCGGCCCGCGAGGGCUCGUUCGAGGCGUGCCGGGCGCUGCUCGAUAACUUCGCAAACCGUGACAUCACCGACCACAUGGACCGGUUGCCGCGGGACGUGGCCAGCGAGCGGCUGCACCACGACAUCGUGCGCCUGCUGGACGAGCACGUGCCCCGGUCGCCACAGAUGGUGACGACGGCCAUCCCGACCAGCACGAUCAUGUCGCCGACGCACGCGCACCUCAUCACCCACCCGACGAUCAUUGCGUCGACGAAGCAGGCGAGCAAGCAGAAGAAGCGCCAAAAGCUCACCGGGAGUUCGGCGAUGACGGCGGCCAGCAUGGCGGCGAUAUCUGCUGCUGCCGCUGCUAGCGGGGGUUGCCUAGUGCAGCAUCAGAACCCGAGCAGUCCCGAGAACGAUCUGGCUGUGGGCAGCAUUCGUCGGAAGACGGUCGCAAAGAAGCCAAUUUCUGCAGGGCCCGGGGGUGGCAGUGGCUGUGUCUCCGGUGGUGUCCCGGUUGGGCCGAAAAAGGUGGGCGGUGGCGGAACGCCAGUCGGUGGUGGGCUGUGCGAUCUCGGGCUGACCGACGACCAGCUGAGCUCGGUCGAGUCCCCGUUGGCGAACCUCAGCAGUCCGUACGAUUCGGUCAGCCUCUACUCCAACGCGAUGACCGUGCACCAGCUGGAUGCGACGACGAGCCCGACAGGGGGUGGCGGCGGCGGCGGCGGCCCAGGAGCCCCGGGUACCGGCAUCAUGCCAAAGAAACCCCCGAGCUACGAGGAUUGCAUCAAGAGUGCGCAGUCGAUUCAAUCGUUGCACAACAUCCAGCUGGAUAACUACGGCUACGCGCUCGGUGGGAACGGCGCCGGCGUUGCAGUAUCCGCCAACACCGGCAAUCAGUUUGCGGACAUACUGAUGAGUCAGCAGCAGCAGCAGCAGCAACAGCAGCGGUCGGUUAAUGGCGGUGGCAUUAGCUCCAACGCUGGCACGGCCAGCAACCUGCUGCACACGGCAAUGCAGGUGAUGGGCGACAAUGGGCUCAGUCCACCGUACUCGAACCAAUCGCCACCGCACUCGGUCCAGAGCACCAUCGCGCUGUCACCGCAAGGCUAUAUCGUUUCGCCGGAUCACUGUGUGUUUGCGGGUUCCCCUUCCCCAGCCAAAACGCGCCCCAGCCUGCCGACGUCUCCGACGCACAUUCAGGCGAUGCGGCAUGCGCAACAACAAAAACACAACAUCAAGAUGAUCUCCAACGGUAACCUGCACCAGCAACAGGCGGGUAAAGCGCUACAGCAUCCCCUCCCGCCGGGCGCGACGCUCCUCGGGGGCGGUGCCGGCAACGGGAGCAACAUAAUGUCCAACAGUACAAUGCUGGCCGGUCUGCAGAUGCAGAACUUCGUGACUGGGUCCAGUGGGCUCGAACUCGCUGGGUUCUGCAGUCCCACGGGUCAGGGAUCUCAACCAUCGACUUCGCAGAAUGUGGUGCCGGCUGGUGCUUUGGCAUCGUCGUCGAAUUCACCAGGCAUGACGGUAGCAUCGGCGCACCUGUCGCCGUUGAGUCAACAGCAGCAACAGCAGGUGCUGGUGAUGGUUGCACAGCAGCAGGCGCAACUUAACAAUCAUCAGCAACAACAACAACUCCAGCAACAGAAACAGCAGUUUCAGCAGCAGCCGCCCCAACAGCAGCAGCAACAGCAGCAACCGCCGCCGCAACAACUGCAGCAGCAGCAGCAGCAGCAGCAACAACAACUGCAGCAGCAGCAGCAGCAGGGGCAGCAGCAGCAACAGCAACAGCUGCAGCAGGGGCAGCAGCAGCAAGGGCAGCAGCAGGGGCAGCAGCAGGGCCAGGGGCAGCAGGGGCAGCAGCAGUCGUCCUUCUAUCAAUACUUGACACCACCCAGUCAGCACAGUGGAGGCGUAACGCCGCAACACCUGGUGCAAACGUUGGACAGCUAUCCGACACCGUCCCCGGAAUCGCCGGGACACUGGUCCAGUUCCUCCCCGCACUCCACGUCCGACUGGUCCGAGGGUGUUCAAUCGCCCGCCAACAACGUGUACGUGACCAGUGCCGGUGGCCAUCAGGCCAACAAAGGCUCAGAAGCAAUUUACAUCUGA
Anopheles bellator is the source of this 8403-nucleotide messenger RNA. RefSeq names its product neurogenic locus Notch protein (gene N). The transcript is spliced from 12 exons. Gene Ontology annotation, biological process: Notch signaling pathway; heterophilic cell-cell adhesion; cell differentiation. NCBI's taxonomy places the organism in Eukaryota, Metazoa, Arthropoda, Insecta, Diptera, Culicidae. The coding region runs from base 1 to 8403 and encodes 2800 amino acids. The record is from RefSeq and is a predicted model, not a curated record. Gene Ontology annotation, cellular component: plasma membrane; protein-containing complex. Gene Ontology annotation, molecular function: protein binding; calcium ion binding.